Molecule: messenger RNA, 573 nt
Organism: Oryza sativa Japonica Group (Japanese rice)
Lineage: Eukaryota; Viridiplantae; Streptophyta; Magnoliopsida; Poales; Poaceae
Product: ubiquinol oxidase 1c, mitochondrial-like
Biological process (GO): alternative respiration
Cellular component (GO): mitochondrion
Molecular function (GO): alternative oxidase activity
Source: RefSeq, a predicted model, not a curated record
AUGCCGAGCUUCGCUCUCGAGCCUCGGUCAGGUCUGAGCGGUAGCGGGCGCGACCUCAACGAGGAAGUUGGGCUGCGCGCCAUGUCGGACUCCCAGACGCAGUCGUCGGGCGCCACUAGCUUCGAGCACAGCGGCGACUGGAUACGCGCGCUGCUGGAGGAGGCCGAGAACGAGCGGAUGCACCUCAUGACCUUCAUGGAGGUGGCCAAGCCGAGGUGGUACGAGCGCACGCUUGUGCUCGCCGUCCAGCGCGUCUUCUUCAACGCCUACUUCCUCGGCUACCUCCUCUCCCCCAAGCUCGCGCACCGCGUCGUCGGCUACCUCGAGGAGGAGGCCAUCCACUCCUACACCGAGUACCUCAAGGACAUCGAGGCCGGCAAGAUCGAGAACGUCCCCGCGCCGCCGAUCGCCAUCGACUACUGGCGGCUCCCCGCCGGCGCCACGCUCAAGGACGUCGUCGUUGUUGUUCGUGCCGACGAGGCGCACCACCGCGACGUCAACCAUUUCGCAUCGGAUGUCCAUUUCCAGCGGAUGGAUCUCAAGGAUACGCCUGCCCCGCUCGAUUAUCACUGA